AUGCAUAGACUCAUAGAUAUAACAUUAUGUCUUGGUAUUGGGGGAAAACCAUUUCGUGGGCACAAUGAAAAAGAAGGUGAUGCCCAUAGAGGGCUUUUUUUGGAUUUAGUCAGACUUUUAACAAAAUACGAUCCUAUUUUAAAGGAACAUUUUGAUUCUGGACCUCGUAAUGCAUUAUAUCAUAGCAACCGUAUACAGAAUGAUAUUAUUGCAUCAAUAAACACAGUGUUGAAAAAUAAAUUGAAUAUUAAAAACUGUCCAGUAGAACAGUUUGUGUGCAUGAAGAGGCUAUUAUCUACUGAUGCACAAAGUAUAUUUAAUACAUUAUGUGAAGUCAUUGAACAGUAUGAAAUUCAAUGGCAAUCAGUUUCAUCGGUUUGUUUUGAUGGUGCUGCUGCAAUGUCUGGUGGUUUGAAUGGAGUGCAGGCCAAAUUUAAAGAAAAAAAUGAUAAAACAGUUUUUGUACAUUGUUACGGACACUGCCUCAAUCUGGUUUUAGUUGAUUCAUUGGGAAGACAAAAUAGAGUAACAUUCGAUUUUUUUGGAACCAUACAAUUAAUUUACAACUUUAUAGAAAGUAGUUGUACAAGACAUGCAACACUUGAAAAAGUAGCUAACUCUGCAAAUAUAAAACUAAAAACAUUAAAAUCCGUAUCAAAUACACGCUGGGCUUGCCGUGCUAAGGCUGUUUCUGCUGUAAAAUCAGACUAUGGACCUAUAUUAAUUGCAAUACAAGAAAUUGGUGAUGCUACGAAACAACCAGAUGUUAGAGCAAAAGCACUUGGAUUAAUUCAUCAGAUGAAAACUUUUGAUUUUAUAUUCGCUCAACAGAUGUUACACCCGAUUUUGACUCUUAUUUUAAAGGUAAGUAUGGCUUUACAAAGUUCAAAUUUGGAUCUUAUAACCGCAGUUUCUCUCAUAAAGUCAUUAAAAUUAUCUCUAAAGUCUAUGAGGAAUGACAAAUAUUCAUUUACAAAUAUAUACAAUAAAACUCUAGAAAUAUGUGAAGAGAAUAACAUUUCCAUUCCUGAUGUGAAAAAAAGACGAGUGUCUUCUAAAAUUGACUAUGUAAUGAUUUCAAGUAUAAGUGAUCGCUUCAAACAAGAAACAUUAGAGUUAAUUAAAAGUGUUGGUAAUAUGCUUAAAUUAGAAACUAAUAACGAAGAUACAAUAAUAAUUGCUUCAGCUUUUAAUUUGGAUUUUCAUGGGUUAGAAUCAGAAAUUAUUUUGCUGAAAAAAUUGGAAAAUAUACCUUAA
Melanaphis sacchari is the source of this 1257-nucleotide messenger RNA. Its product is annotated as protein FAM200B-like. The record is from RefSeq and is a predicted model, not a curated record. The transcript is spliced from 3 exons. Lineage: Eukaryota; Metazoa; Arthropoda; Insecta; Hemiptera; Aphididae. The coding region runs from base 1 to 1257 and encodes 418 amino acids.